GCGGGGCAGGGAGGCAGCAUGCUAAACCGGGUGCGCUCCGCCGUGGCGCACCUGGUGAGCUCCGGGGGCGCCCCGCCUCUGCGCCCCAAAUCCCCCGACCUGCCCAACGCGACCUCUCCUCCACCUGCCGCCCCUCCAGAAGCUCCCGGGAGCCCUCCGGCAGUGGCUGGGAGCGGGAGCGGGGCGCCCGCGAAGACGGUAGAGGCUCGAGCGAGCUUCUCCAGACCGACCUUUCUGCAGCUGAGCCCAGGGGCGUUGCGACGCGCCGACGACCACGCGGGCCGGGCUGUGCAGAGCCCACCAGACACGGGUCGCCGCCUGCCAUGGAGCACGGGCUACGCUGAGGUCAUCAACGCUGGCAAGAGCCGGCACAAUGAGGACCAGGCUUGCUGUGAGGUGGUGUAUGUGGAAGGUCGGAGGAGUGUUGCACGAGCACCUGGGGAGCCUAGCCAAGGCCAGGGACUCUGCUUCUACUAUUGGGGCCUGUUUGAUGGGCAUGCAGGGGGUGGAGCUGCUGAAAUGGCCUCACGCCUCCUGCAUCGCCAUAUCCGGGAGCAGCUAAGGGACCUGGUAGAGAUACUUCAGGACCCCACACCACCCCCCCUCUGCCUCCCAUCCACUCCGGGAGCCCCAGGUUCCUCUGAUCCUUCUCACCUGGCUGGUCCUCAGUCCUGCUGGCCUUCACAGAAGGAAGUGACCCAUGAGAGCCUGGUAGUGGGGGCCAUUGAGAAUGCCUUCCAGCUCAUGGAUGAGCAGAUGGCCCAGGAGCGGCAUGGCCACCAAGUGGAAGGGGGUUGCUGUGCACUGGUUGUGAUCUACCUGUUAGGCAAGGUGUAUGUGGCCAAUGCGGGUGACAGCAGGGCCAUCAUUGUCCGGAAUGGUGAAAUCAUUCCAAUGUCCCGGGAAUUUACCCCGGAGACCGAGCGCCAGCGACUUCAGCUGCUUGGCUUUUUGAAACCAGAGCUGCUGGGCAGUGAAUUUACCCACCUUGAGUUCCCCCGCAGAGUUCACCCCAAGGAGCUGGGGCAGAGGAUGCUGUACCGGGACCAGAACAUGACUGGCUGGGCCUACAAAAAGAUCGAGCUGGAGGAUCUCAAGUUUCCUCUGGUCUGUGGGGAGGGCAAAAAGGCUCGAGUGAUGGCCACCAUUGGGGUGACCCGGGGCCUAGGAGACCACAACCUCAGGGUCUGCAGUUCCACUCUGCCCAUCAAGCCCUUCCUCUCCUGCUUCCCUGAGGUGCGAGUGUAUGACCUGACACAGUAUGAGCACUGCCCGGAUGAUGUGAUGGUCCUGGGAACAGAUGGUCUGUGGGAUGUCACCAGUGACUGUGAGGUAGCUGCCACUGUGGACGGGGUGCUGUCAGCCUAUGAGCCCAAUGACCCCAACAGGUACACAGCUCUGGCCCAAGCUCUGGUCCUGGGGGCUCGGGGCGCCCCCCGGGAUCGUGGCUGGCGUCUAUCCAACAACAAGCUGGGUUCCGGGGAUGACAUCUCGGUCUUCAUCAUCCCCUUGGGAGGGCCAGGCAGUUACUCCUGAGGGACACAGCCCCAACUCUCCCACCACCCACCCCAGCCUCUCCAUGCUCACCCAUCUCCCAGCCCAAAUUCUGAAAUUGUCUCCUGAUCCUUCUUUAGUGGCAAUUUAAUUGAAGAAGGGAUGUUGGCUAGAUCCAAAAUUACUGCUACUGGUAAAUAAAUCAGAUGGAUAAAGUUGUGUGUUU
Molecule: messenger RNA, 1720 nt
Organism: Choloepus didactylus (southern two-toed sloth)
Lineage: Eukaryota; Metazoa; Chordata; Mammalia; Pilosa; Megalonychidae
Gene: PPM1J
Product: protein phosphatase, Mg2+/Mn2+ dependent 1J
Exons: 10
Coding region: 19-1536 (505 amino acids)
Biological process (GO): protein dephosphorylation
Molecular function (GO): protein serine/threonine phosphatase activity
Source: RefSeq, a predicted model, not a curated record